CUUCACAACCCUUUUCACAAGAAGGUGAGAGGUAUUCGACAUUUGGUCAGACGAUGUGGGAGCUCUCAACGGUGUCGUCCUGGCCAGGAACAUUGGCAUCGUACAUAACUCCUCGGUGGUCGCCGUUGAGGUUGCUGAGGUGGUCGGGGAUGAUGAGCGUGUCAAUUGUGGACGAGGUGGUGUGGAGAGUGGUGACUGCGUUUGAAUCGGUGGCUCUCGUUUCAAUGCUCUGUUUCUUUUUCUUGUUCUAUGGCUGCACUAUUUGAUCUCAACUCUCAAUCCGUUAGACUUCGAUCUUUCUUUACCAUUUUCAAUUAGCCGUAGCAGCGAAUUUAUGGUUUUUAGAAAUUUUUGUAGUGGCUACUGAACUAGGUUGAAAUUUUGGCUACUGUUGUGUGUACUGUUCUCAGACUUCCUGAGCUAUGUUUAUAAUAGUAAAGGAGAAAAUCAAUGGUGUUUAAUUUGUGCUCA
This is a messenger RNA of Vigna radiata var. radiata (mung bean), 471 nucleotides long. RefSeq lists its product as uncharacterized. The transcript has a single exon. The record is from RefSeq and is a predicted model, not a curated record. The coding region runs from base 54 to 266 and encodes 70 amino acids. NCBI's taxonomy places the organism in Eukaryota, Viridiplantae, Streptophyta, Magnoliopsida, Fabales, Fabaceae.